GACCCUGGCGGACAGAAGCAGAGAGGGAGGUUGGACCGGGAACAAUAGAGAGAAACGAAGCCUACCCUGAACACCAAACAAACCGAGAGGGCGACAAAAAGAAAGCAAACCACAUCGGGUGAUGGAGGGAGCGCGAGCUAAGCGAAGGACAUGUGAGGAAUAAAAACGCGAGGAUCUUUCCCGAGCGGUGGGCUUUAUUCCCGUCUUUCUUUGUCACUGGAUAGUAUUGAAACGGAUUCCGGUAUGAACCCAGCAGAAGCGGCCGAGGAGGCGCCCAGCGACCCCGACACUGAUGCCUUCUACAAAACAGGGCCCUUCAGGACUGAAGGCGUCAAGGCCUCUGAUGUUCUUCCUAUUUUAAAGGAAAAAGUUGCCUUCGUAUCAGGUGGACGAGAUAAACGAGGAGGACCAAUUCUGACAUUUCCCGCCAGGAGCAACCAUGACCGAAUAAAACCCGAGGACCUGAGGAGGCUGGUAACCUACCUGUCUACUGUCCCCAGCGAGGACGUAUGCAAACGUGGCUUCACUGUCAUCAUCGACAUGCGAGGUUCGAAGUGGGAGCUGAUUAAGCCUCUGCUCAAGACGCUGCAGGAGUCUUUCCCAGCUGAGAUCUGUGUGGCUCUCAUCAUUAAGCCGGACAACUUUUGGCAGAAACAGAAGACGAACUUCGGAAGUGCAAAGUUCUCUUUUGAGACCAACAUGGUGUCAGUUGAAGGUCUUGCCAAGCUAGUGGAUCCCUCCCAGCUCACAGAUGACUUUGAAGGCUCGCUGGACUACAACCACGAGGAGUGGAUGGAUCUCAGGGUGUCAUUGGAGGAGUUCAUGUCCAAUGCUGUUCAUCUUCUGUCCAGACUGGAGGAUCUGCAGGAGCUCCUGUCCAAGAAGGAUUUUCCUGCAGAUGUGGAAGGCUCUCGGCGACUGAUAGAGGAACACACACAGCUUAAGAAAAAGGUGCUAAAGGCCCCAGUGGAGGAAUUAGACCAGGAAGGCCAGAGGCUGCUCCAGUGUAUCAGAUCGAGUGAUGGCUUUUCAGGGAGAAACUGCAUCUCAGGCUCAGCUGACUUUCAGAGCCUUGUGCCCAAGGUGGCUAGUCUGCUGGAUAAGCUGCACUCCACCCGACAACAUCUCCAUCAGAUGUGGCAUGUCAGGAAACUGAAGCUGGACCAGUGCUUCCAGCUGCGCCUCUUUGAACAGGAUGCAGAAAAAAUGUUUGACUGGAUCAGCCACAAUAAGGAAUUGUUCCUGCAGAGCCACACGGAGAUUGGCCGAGGUUACCAGCAUGCUGUGGAGCUGCAGACUCAACACAAUCACUUUGCCAUGAACUCCAUGAAUGCCUACGUAAACAUCAACAGAAUCAUGUCAGUGGCGAGUCGUCUGGCAGAGGCCGGCCACUACGCCUCCACUCAGAUUAAACAGAUCUCAGGACAGCUGGAUCAGGACUGGAAAAGCUUUGCUGCUGCACUUGACGAACGCUCCACCAUCCUGGCCAUGUCAUCUGUCUUUCACCAGAAGGCUGAGCAGUUUCUGUCUGAGGUGGAGACCUGGUGUAAAGUCUGCAGCGAGGGCGGGUUACCAUCUGAGAUGCAGGAGUUGGAGAUUGCCAUUCACCGUCACCAGAGCCUUUAUGAGCAAGUGACCCAGGCUUACACUGAGGUGAGUCAGGAUGGUAAAGCCCUGCUGGAUGUCCUCCAGAGGCCUCUCAGUCCAGGCAACUCUGAAUCUCUUACAGCCACUGCAAAUUACUCCAAAGCGGUUCACUGUAUCUUGGACGUGGUUCAUGAGGUUCUUCACCAUCAGCGGCGUCUGGAGAACAUUUGGCAACAUCGAAAGGUCCGAUUGCACCAGAGACUACAGCUCUGUGUAUUCCAGCAAGAUGUCCAACAGGUGAUGGACUGGAUAGAAAACCAUGGCGAGGCUUUCCUCAGCAAACACACGGGCGUUGGGAAAUCCCUCCACAGAGCCCGAGCCCUGCAGAAGAGACACGACGACUUUGAAGAUGUAGCUCAGAACACUUACACUAACGCAGACAAGCUGCUGGAGGCAGCCGAGCAGCUUGCACAGACAGGAGAGUGUGACCCGGAGGAAAUCUACAAGGCAGCUAGACACCUGGAAGUGCGAAUCCAGGACUUUGUCCGCCGGGUGGAACACAGGAAGCUGCUGCUUGACAUGUCUGUCUCCUUCCACACACACACUAAGGAGCUGUGGUCGUGGAUGGAGGAGCUGCAGAAGCAGCUGCUGGACGAUGUGUGCUGCGAUUCUGUGGAUUCAGUUCAGACUCUGAUCCAGCAGUUCCAGCAGCAGCAAACAGCCACACUGGAGGCAACGCUCAAUGUGAUUAAAGAGGGAGAGGAAUUAAUACAGCAGCUGAGAGAUGCAGCCAUGUCCACCAAUAAGACGCCACACUGCAGUUCCAUUGCGCACAUACAGGGUGUGCUGCAGCAGCUGGAUGAAGCCCAGGGCCAGAUGGAGGAGCUGUUCCAUGAACGCAAAAUCAAGCUGGACAUCUUUCUGCAGCUUCGCAUCUUUGAGCAGUACACUAUAGAGGUCACGGCAGAACUAGACGCUUGGAACGAGGAUCUGUCUCGUCAGCUGAGUGACACCAGCCGCUCGGGUGCGAGCAGCAGCAGCAGCAGUGGGGGAGGCGGUGCCUCGUCCGCUGGCUCAGAGGAUAUCGGUCUGGCAGAACAGCGGCUGAAGCGGCAUGCAGAGAGGAAAGCAGCCAUGAACAACAUGACCUAUGAAGUGAUGCAGCAGGGUCAAGAUCUGCACCAGUACAUCAUGGAGGUCCAGGCUUCAGGAAUCGAGCUGACGGGAGAGAAGGACUUGGACUUGGCCUCUCAGGUUCAGGAGCUGCUGGAGUUCCUGCAUGAGAAGCAGCAGGAGGUGGAGGUCAACGUGCAGCACACGCACACACGGCUGGAGCAGACUCUUCAGCUGCGCCACCUGCAGGGAGAAGUUAAACAGGUGUUGGGAUGGAUACGUAACGGAGAGUCGAUGCUGAACGCCAGCAUGGUCAAUGCCAGCUCUCUGUCUGAGGCCGAGCAGCUUCAGAGGGAGCAUGAGCAGUUCCAGAUGGCUAUAGAGUCUCUAUUCCACGCUAACUCUCUUCAGAAAACACAUCAGAGUGCUCUGCAGGUUCAACAAAAAGCUGAGAUGAUGCUACAGGCGAGUCAUUAUGAUCCAGAGGCAAUUCGAAGCUGUGCUGAGAAGGUUGCCGUUCACUGGCAGCAACUGAUGCUAAAGAUGGAGGACCGUCUGAAGCUGGUCAAUGCAUCCGUAGCCUUCUACAAGACAUCUGAACAGGUGUGCAGUGUGUUGGAGAGCCUGGAGCAGGAGUAUCGCCGCGAUGAAGACUGGUGCGGCACACAUGACAAAGAGGGAACUUCAUCCGACAGCGACCACCUCCUCCCUCUGAUCAGUAAGCACCUGGAGCAGAAAGAAGCCUUCCUCAAGGCGUGCACUCUGGCCCGGAGGAAUGCAGAAGUAUUUCUGAAAUACAUUCACAGAAACAAUGUGAGCAUGCCUGGAGCUGCCAGUCACACCAGGGGACCUGAGCAACAGGUUAAAGCCAUUCUGAACGAGCUGCUGCAGAGAGAGAACCGAGUCCUCCACUUCUGGACCUUAAAGAAACGACGGCUGGACCAGUGUCAGCAGUAUCUGGUGUUUGAACGCAGUGCCAAACAGGCAUUGGAUUGGAUCCAGGAGACAGGUGAGGUUUACCUGGCCACGCACACGUCACCCGGUGACAGCAGUGAGGAAACACAGCAGCUUCUCAAUGACUACCAUCACUUCAGACUUUGUGCCAAACAAACCAAGGAGAAGGUGAAGCUGCUGAUCCAGCUGGCAGACAGUCUGGUGGAGAAGGGGCAUGCCCACGUGCUGGAGCUGAAGCGCUGGGUGAGCACGGUGGACCGCAGGUACCGUGACUUCUCUGCACGGAUGGGCAAAUACCAGGAGAGCCUGGAGAGGAGCCUGGGAAUGAGCUCUGAGGACAACAAAGACCUGGAACUGGACACCAUCCCUGCCAGCCUAACAGAUGACCCCGAGGUCAAACUGCGUGACCCCAACCAUGAGAUCAACGAGGAGAAGAGGAAGUCUGCGAGGAAGAAAGAGUUCAUCAUGGCAGAGCUCUUACAGACAGAGAAGACCUACGUCAGAGACCUUCAGGAGUGUUUAGAGACGUACCUGUGGGAGAUGACCAACGGUGUAGAGGAGAUUCCACCUGGCAUUGCUAACAAAGAGCACAUCAUUUUUGGUAACAUGCAGGAGAUAUAUGACUUCCACAGCAAUAUUUUCCUAAAGGAGCUGGUAAACUAUGAGCAGCUUCCAGAGGACGUGGGUCACUGCUUUGUCACCUGGGCUGAUAAGUUCCACAUAUAUGUGGAUUACUGCAAGAACAAACCAGACUCCAGCCAGCUGAUCCUGGAGCACGCAGGCACCUUCUUUGAUGAGAUUCAGCAGAGACGAGGACUGGCUAACUCAAUCUCCUCCUACCUCAUCAAACCAGUCCAGAGGAUCACCAAGUACCAACUACUGCUAAAGGAGUUAUUGUCCUGCUGUGAGGAGGGAAAGGGAGAGAUCAAAGACGGUUUGGAGGUGAUGCUCAGCGUUCCUAAGAGAGCAAACGACGCCAUGCAUCUCGCCAUGUUAGAGGGCUUUGAGGAGAACCUGGAGGUGCAGGGUGAGCUGAUCUUGCAGGACAGUUUUCAGGUUUGGGAUCCACGCUCGCUCAUCAGGAAGGGUAGGGACCGGCACCUCUUCCUGUUUGAGUUCUCUUUGGUCUUUAGCAAAGAGAUCAAAGACUCAGCUGGCAGAACCAAGUACCAGUACAAGAACAGACUACUGACGUCAGAGUUGGGGGUGACUGAGCACAUUGAGGGUGACCCAUGUAAAUUUGCUGUGUGGGCUGGAAGAACCCCAUCCUCUGAUAAUAAAACUGUGCUGAAAGCAUCCAGUAUGGAAGCUAAACAAGACUGGAUUAAGAACAUCAGGGAGGUGAUCCAGGAGAGGAUGACUCACCUGAAGGGGGCGCUUAAGGAGCCGCUUCACCUGCCUAAAACACCAGCACUGACCAAACCCAGGAAUAAUGCUAAAAGGGAGGGAGGUGAAGACGGAGACAGUCAGGGAGACGGCAGCAGCCAACCAGACACCAUCUCAAUUGCAUCCAGGACAUCCCAGAACACUGUAGACAGUGACAAGCUCUCUGGUGGAUGUGAGCUGACUGUCGUUCUCCAGGACUUUGCAGCAGGAUGCAGCACAGAGAUGUCUGUCAGCACAGGUCAGACAAUGGAGCUGUUGGAGCGGCCCAGCGAGCGGCCCGGAUGGUGUCUAGUCCGAACCACUGACCGCAGCCCACCGCAGGAGGGACUGGUUCCUACGUCUGUCCUCUGUGUUUCACACUCGCGUUCUAGCGUGGAGAUGGACUGUUUCUUCAGUUCAGGGAAAGAAAACUAUACUGUUGGCGGCUCAGACGGCAAGACAGAAUCUGUGGCCAACCUUCAGCCGCAGCCAUCCCUCAGCUCCCUGCAGUCCAGCUCUCCUGGUCCCAAACGCUCUGGGAACACUCUGAGGAAGUGGCUGACCAGCCCGGUCCGCCGCCUCAGUGGCAGCUCUGUUAAGAAACUUCCUAAUAACAAACAGAAGAAGCCAGGGCCAGGAACAGGAAAAGAGGAAACCAGGAAGAGUAUCGACCUGGGUCAGCCUGACCUUACCUUGCAGGAUGAUGUCACUGGUGAGAGAGUCAUCAGUAGAGAUGGCAACAUCCUGUCUAAGACGUCUGGGAUGCAGAGUGGUGGGGAGGAGGAGCAGGAUGAAGACGCCCACACCCCUCUGCCUCCCCGUAUGAAGAUCAUCAACGACCCAUCAGAUCCUGAUGACAAGUCUUCGUCCUUGCUCACCUCUCUGCAGUCUUCCUCUGAGGUGCCCAGUGCUGCAGAGCUAGUUAGCGCCAUAGAGAAACUGGUUAAAACCAAGAUGAGUCUAGAACCAGGGGUGUACCCGGGGUUUACCCCUCUCUGUCCGCCUGAACAAACCACUCCUGUUCAGCCACGCAACCCCGAACAGGAGCAGAGAGCAAAAGCUAUGAGAGGACGGAUGUUUGUUCUGAACGAGCUGAUUCAGACAGAGAAGGACUAUGUCAAAGACCUGGGCAUCGUGGUGGAGGGGUUCAUGAAGAGGAUGGAGGAGAAGGGCAUCCCAGAGGACAUGAAAGGAAAAGACAAAAUCGUGUUUGGGAACAUCCACCAGAUUUAUGACUGGCACAGAGAUUUCUUUGUAGGAGAACUGGAGAAAUGCCUGGAUGACCAUGAACACCUCCCUGAGCUCUUCAUUAAACAUGAGAGAAGGCUCCACAUGUAUGUUGUUUAUUGUCAGAAUAAGCCCAAGUCAGAGUUCAUCGUGGCAGAAUACGACACGUAUUUCGAUGGAAUCCAACAAGAUAUCCAGUCCAGGUUGUCUAUCAGUGACUUCCUCAUCAAACCAAUCCAGAGAAUCACCAAAUACCAGCUUUUACUGAAGGAUUUCCUGAAGUACAGCUCAAAGGCAGGAAUGGACUGUGAACAAAUUGAGAAAGCAGUAGAUUUGAUGUCUCAGGUCCCGAAACUGUGUAAUGACAUGAUGAAUUUGGGUCGGCUGCAGGGAUUUGAGGGGAAACUGACCAGUCAGGGCAAACUGCUGCAGCAGGAAACCUUUUUUGUAACGGUGCAAGACGCCGGCGUCCUGUCCCGCUCGAAGGAACGACGAGUCUUCUUGUUCGAGCAAAUCGUGAUCUUCAGUGAGCUGCUGAGAAAAGGCUCAUCCACACCUGGCUACCAGUUCAAAAAGAGCAUCAAGGUAUCCUACUUGGGUCUGGAGGACAGUGUGGAUAAUGAUCCCUGUAAGUUUGUGUUGCUGAGUCGCGGAUCAUCGGAGCGUUUCACCCUGCAGGCAGCCAAUGUUGACAUUAAGCAGGUCUGGGUCCAACACAUUCAGGAACUACUGGACGCUCAAAGCAACUUCCUGUCUGCUCUGCAGUCACCCAUCGUCUACCACAAUCAGCAGAGUGGAGGAGGCAACAGCUCAUCGCUGACCAGAAACCGCUCGUCCUCAGGGAAUCAAACUACCACGUCCUCUCACAGCCGACCCUCGUCAGUGGUCGGGCUCUGCAAUACGGAGAAGGGGAAGAGCCAAGUCAAAGUCUCCACCUCUAAUGGAGGUUCAUCGUGUUUUGACUCCAUGGACAAUAACGACAUCACUUCCACCAUGCUGGUCACUCAGGACUACUCAGCGCUCAAGGAGAAUGAGAUCUGUGUCAGUCAAGGAGAGACCGUUCAGAUCAUGGCCACCAAUCAGCAGAACAUGUACCUCGUUUACCGGCCAGCCAACAGCCAGUCGCCUGCCGCGGAGGGCUGGGUGCCAGGACACGUCUUAGGCCCGCUCACAAAGCCCAUUAAAGACUCUUCUUCUACUUGCUCCUUCUCAGCAGCAGUAACAGAUGCCAACAACAUCAAGAAGUCUCUGUCGUGGAACACACUGCGUGCCAGGAAGCGCGCUGAAGACAAGGAUGCCUUCUCAGUAGGGGUCAAAGGUCAGGAGAAUGGCCUUCUGCGUAAGCCCAAAGAAAUCACUCCUCCUACCCCGUUCGCCUCGUCCGACCCUGUGGUGAAAGGCAAAGAGGUCCAAACUUCAGAUGAUUCAGAUUGUGGUGAUGACAUUGACCCAAAGACGGGCAUGGAGCUUCUGAACCCAAACUUCAUCCAGGAAGUGGCUCCAGAGUUCUUGGUCCCACUGUCAGAUGUGGUAUGUGCAUUCGGAGAGACCGUAGUCCUCUGCUGUAAAGUCUCGGGACGGCCUAAACCUUCAGUCACUCUGAAGGGCCCCGACCAGAAUCCAGUGACCAACAACAGCCGCUUCACCAUAGACAUCAGGGAUACAGGUGACAUCUUGUUGAAAGUCUGUAACCUGAUGCCUCAGGAUACAGGAAUCUACACCUGUGUUGCUGUUAACGACCACGGCACUGCAUCCUCCUCUGCCUCCAUUAAAGUCCAAGGUAUCCCAGCAGCCCCAGUGAGACCUGUGGCUCAGGAGGCCAGCAGCACAGCGGUGAUGAUCCACUGGCUGCCCCCGGCUUCGUCUGCCCACUGUACUGUCAGCAGCUAUACUGUGGAGUACAGACAGGAAGACUCAUUCCUGUGGCAGCAGGUGGCCAGCAGCAGGGAGGAAUGUGUGCAGAUCGACUCUCUGAUCCCCGGAGGUCACUAUCAGUUCAGAGUUCGGGCCUCCAACCGCUGGGGUGUCGGCCCACCAUCUGAGCCCUCAAAUAUGGUCACACUAGCCAGCAGCAACUCUGGCUGUGAUGGGACGGGCAUUCAUUGGAAGGAAAACUUUGACUCAGCCUUUACUGAGAUCUGUGAGAUUGGAAGGGGACGGUUCUCAGUGGUACGGAAGUGUGUCAACAGGUCCACUAAGAAAGAGGUUGCAGUGAAGUUUGUGAGUAAGAAGAUGCAGAAGAAGGAGCAAGUGGCUCAUGAGGCAGACAUUCUGCAAUAUGUACAGAAUCACCAGCUGGUGUCACUGUUGGACACGUACGAGUCUCCCUCCUGUCUGAUGCUCAUCCUGGAGCUCCUGGAGGAUGGCCGCUUGCUUGAUUAUCUGGUUGCCCAUGAUGAGCUGAUGGAGGAGAAGGUGGCCUUCUUCAUCAGAGAAACACUGGAGGCCCUGGAGCACCUUCAUACCUGUAGAGUGGCACACCUAGACCUGAAGCCCGAGAACAUCAUGGUCAACCUCCAUUCUCCCAUGCCGAGUAUUAAGUUAAUUGAUUUUGGUGACGCUGUCCAGUUGUCUGCCCAUCGCCGAUACGUCCACCUCUUGCUCGGGAAUCCAGAGUUUGCUGCACCUGAGCUGAUCCGUGGCGCUCCAGUCUCCGUGGCCACAGACAUGUGGAGCUUGGGUGUUCUGGCUUAUGUCAUGCUUAGUGGCGUUUCUCCAUUUCUGGACGAGUCACCAGAGGAAACCUGCAUCAACAUCUGCCGCCUAGAUUUCUGCUUCCCAGAUGAAUACUUCUGCAACGUGAGCCAGGUGGCGAGGGAUUUUGUGUCAUCAUUACUGCAGCAGGAUCCCAGGAAGCGGCCGAGUGCUACUUCCUGUCUCCAACAUCUGUGGGUGGGUCGUGGAGGUGGGGAGUACUCCAAGACACCACUGGACACGGCACGGUUGGCCACAUUUAUCGAUCGAAGGAGACAACUGCACGACGUUCGGCCCAUUAUGAACGUCAAAGGGCUGGUGAGCAGUGGUAUGGGAAACACACUGUGAUGGGAUCUGAACUCCCACAGGAACAUUUGAUUGUCUGUACUGUCUGUCAGUGUGUGCGUGGGACAGAUGUUUGGUGCUGAAUCCUUCGUGUGGUGCAAAAUGGAUUCUUCUUGCUACUGCAGGAUCACGAUCAGUCACCUGUAGACCAAAACCUUAACCCCAGAAUAUUUAUUUAUUCUAUUAGCUUGUUAUUUGUUCAUUUACCGGAUUUCAGCAAUUACACAUGAAGCGGGUCAGGUAAACUGCCAAAACACCACAAGAACCCAAAGAAGUCAGCUGGAUUAAAGUUGAGCUGGUUGUGUUUACUCCCGUUUACCGUCAUGUUAACUAACUGUUGGGCCUCUCGCUGAGCUGAGGACCCGAGCAGUUGAUCUCAGGCACUGGGGCAGUACUGUCCUGCAGUCUGUUGCUUAAUAGAGGGUCCUGCACAAAGUGCUGUUUGAACUGCAGGUAGUUGGACAGUUGCAGAACAGUGAUACACCGUGAUGAGCCUGUUUCUAGUAUAUUUGUAAUAAUUUCUUUUCAAGGACAGUGUCAGCCCCGUGUCCUAAAAAUUACAUUUGCAUAUCGAUAAACUUCAACUACAGUUAAAUUUUUGAAGGGAAAUAUAUUUUCCAACAGUUUACUCGAAUAUGCUGGUAUUCAAAAUAUCUUCUUCCUCUUCUCCAGUUUCUCUUCAUUACUUUUCUUUCUCCUGUUUUUACUCCUUUCAGGCGACAGAUUACAUAUCUACAGAGGUGGGAAAUAACAAAUACUCUGUUACAGUACUUAAGUAGGAUUUUCAGGUAUCUGCAUUUACUCCCUGCAAUUUCAUAAAAGGCUCAUUACUUUAGGUUUGACACAUUUAAGGGGUAAUAUUAUUAUCAUUUCACAUCACUGCAGGCCUUCUGGAACAGAUUUGAACCUAAAUGGUGGGGACAGUAACAUCGAAGACAAUCCUAUUACGACAAGAGGCAAAAACAUGUCAGUUAUACAUCACACAUACAUUAAUAGCUCUACUCGGGGGUUAAAGUGGACUGCAACGAUCUAGAAAACCAUUUUUGGUGUAGAUACCAUAAGCUGUGAUCACUGUACUGCAGCAUGUAGCUAGCACUACAGAAGAGGAGCAAGCAUCAAGGAAGUAACAAUGUUUUAACUGGCAGAUCAUUUUAAAUGUACCUUUCAAACAACUCAGCAAAUAUAAACACACACAGCAAACUGUUUGUGGACAGCAAGUACAGCUGCUUUAUUUCCCAGCGAGAGAAAUGAAUGAGUUCGCUGAGAGAUGAGAAAUGUAAAAACUAGACUGGAAAUUACAGUUAAAUGUAGUUUUGAGUUUUUUAAACAGAUGUUGGAUCCAUCCGUUCUGUUUGUUUGUUUUCUCACACUGUCAUAUAUCUGCAUGUAAAUCAAAGUAUUCUGACUUUGUGUUAAUAAAAGCAUGAAAAUACUGAGCAGUUUAGUGCUAAGUUGGUUAAUCUAAAUGCAUAAAUACAACUUUUAUUUGUCACAUACACAGUACAACAUAUAGUGAACAUGUAGUGAAAUGCUUGUGUCCUACAGCACUGUGCUUAAGUUAUAAGCAGUGCACUAUGUUUUGCCUGCUGCAGAGAACCUGUUGUGUUCAUGCUCAGUGUUACAUCAGCUGAUGCUGAUUGGAUUCCCUCCCUGUCGUCCAUCUUUGUGCUACAGGGGGAGUGUAAAGCAGCCUUGUUAGUCUGUGUAAUAUCUGCUUAGAUCUCAUUGAAUUCAGUUGGUUAAAUUCACAAAGAGCGGUAAAUUUAGAGCAGCAGCAACACAAGUCAGUUGAUCACAGCCUGUAGACAAAAUGUACACAAUCAAAAUGAAUGGAGCCUGUUUCGGUUUUCCCCGCUCUCCAGCUGUACAACUGAUCUGAGAGUUUUACACCUGCCAAAUCCCACUUUAAUCCCUGACUGUUCUUUUACUAUUUAAGUGUUUAAGCAGUCACCCACAUUUUUCAUCCCCUUUGUACAUGAGGCUCAGUUUACAUUUAGAGCCUGUGCAUUUUCAGUUUUACUUGAGUUAAGAAGUUUAAUCAGCAGUUUUCAACACGAGUGUCCAUCGUUCUACUAAAGUGAAGACCGUCUGUGGUUUUGCGACCCCUGCACAUUUGAUGAACACAGUAUUUGUGACUUACUCAAGCUAGAAACUGAUGAAAGUUUGAAGUGUUACCGAAGCGUCUGUAAGGAUCUAAAACUUUAAGUAUGGAUCAUCUGUUAGUUUUGUUGUUUGUUUGUUUUUCUACUGUUAACAUGACUUUAUCACACAUGCAUCAAUAUGUUGUGUGAUGCUGUUAGUUAAAUGGAAAAGCCUCUCCGCAAAGAAAAAUGAUGCGUAGAAUUAUAAUUUAUGGAUAACUGUUACCUGUAGCUGUCAUCUAGGCCACAUGAAUAAGGACUGCACUUUUCUACGAUCUACCUUUAAUUUAUUAAAUGUUUAUUUAUUUCAGGACUGAACUAAGGGUGGUGUAAUAUUUGCUCUGGAGACCUAGAGCAGUCCAUUUACUCGACACAUGGAGUUCACAGAGGAUGACUAAACCUACUGAACUAAACAAGUGUAACUGUACAGCUGUGUAGCAGCACAGUGGAGACUGUUGUAGUGAGCUGUUGGACUUUGCAUUCAGUUGAAUCACUAACUGAACUGUAGUGAAUGUGCUGGACUGUCCUGAACUACAAUAAACUGAGUUAAAAUGCAAACAUGUUGGCAUCGCUUGACAUUACUUCAAGGAAGAUCAAACAGCCUCUGGAUAUCCUUCUUCUGUGGUAUAUAUGGACCACUGCUGGACGUUAGCAGGAUGCACCAUGGACAUUGGUAUCGUUCAAACGGACUCACAGUUUGCAUCAGUGUUUACAGAUUCUUUGUCCAAAAAGUAGGUAGUUUACAGACUAGUAAGUAAAAAUCAGGAAAGACCUGCAUGUAAAUCACCAGUAAUGGUUUAGAAAUCAGGUUACAAAUCUGUCUGUUUCUAUAAGUAAAGCCUGUGACAUUUGGUGUGAAGGUGGGGAAACUCCACCCUGAAAUCUGUUUUGUUGUAUGUUUGUUUACCAGUCACUGUGGUGAAUAACUGUAGUGGUUGGAUCUCAUUCAUUCAGCUUGUAAAUGUGCUCGUGUGGCUGCAGACCCGUUGGAUGAAGUGGCCGCGGUUCCUGGGAGGCAGACGUUUACUGAUGAAUGUACUUUCUUGUGGAAUGUGCUCUGUCGUCUGCAUUCACCCACUCACCACACUCUCUCCUGACCAUUUUUCAUCCUCACCCUUCCUCUAGGCAUUUAGUGUCAAACAACAGCAAAGCUCAUUUUCAUGCUUGGAUACUAAAUGGUCCAAAGGAAGGAAACUCGUCUUUAGAAGCAACUUUCAUAUCGGACAUCUGGUAAAAUAUUACCAAGUGUCUGUCACUGCAGCUGCAAUUGAUUCAGGUGUGUCCGAGUGCUGUUUUUCUUUUUUUACCACUCUCUCUUUCUAGUAGAGAUUCUUGCUGUCUUAUUGUGGACUUGUUGGUCUUGUUCAUUAUUUGAACUAAAAAUAGCUGACGAUGAACAGAGGAAAACUGUAGACUUCCCCAGUUUUAUUGACCUCUCCUGCAAAAUAAAUCAAUCAAUAAAUAAAA
Messenger RNA from Oreochromis niloticus (Nile tilapia), 12893 nucleotides. It is a transcript of the gene kalrna, whose product is annotated as kalirin RhoGEF kinase a. Gene Ontology annotation, molecular function: protein kinase activity; guanyl-nucleotide exchange factor activity; protein binding. Bases 244 to 9288 code for a protein of 3014 amino acids. Gene Ontology annotation, cellular component: cytoplasm; extrinsic component of membrane; postsynaptic density. Lineage: Eukaryota; Metazoa; Chordata; Actinopteri; Cichliformes; Cichlidae. The transcript is spliced from 68 exons. The record is from RefSeq and is a predicted model, not a curated record. Gene Ontology annotation, biological process: axon guidance; intracellular signal transduction; protein phosphorylation.